Molecule: messenger RNA, 5142 nt
Organism: Pundamilia nyererei
Lineage: Eukaryota; Metazoa; Chordata; Actinopteri; Cichliformes; Cichlidae
Gene: cplx2b
Product: complexin 2b
Exons: 4
Coding region: 268-672 (134 amino acids)
Biological process (GO): synaptic vesicle exocytosis; regulation of neurotransmitter secretion; neurotransmitter transport
Cellular component (GO): terminal bouton; SNARE complex
Molecular function (GO): syntaxin binding
Source: RefSeq, a predicted model, not a curated record
GAGGGGGUGGUGGAGAGAAAGCGAGCGCGCGCGUGUGUGAGAGAGACUGGAUAUAGGACAGGCAUCAAACGAAAGCUCUCCUGCAGACUGGUCGGGAUCCCUUCGGCCCCUCGGUCCUUCAGACGCAUCAGCAGAGAGUUGCUGAAGACGCUCGGCAUCACAGAGGAAGGGGGAAGAACUGAGACACUCACAGAUCCCGGGCUUGGUGGCUGCAUGCUCAGUUGUCUCCAGCUUGAAGAAGAACAUCUGUACUAAUCAGCAGGAAUCAUGGAUUUUGUAAUGAAGCAAGCUCUAGGUGGGGCCACCAAAGACAUGGGUAAGAUGUUAGGCGGGGAGGAGGAGAAGGACCCGGAUGCAGCCAAGAAGGAGGAGGAGCGACAGGAGGCGCUGAGGCAGCAGGAGGAGGAGAGGAAGGCAAAACACGCCCGCAUGGAGGCAGAGAGGGAAAAAGUACGGCAGACCAUCAGGGACAAGUAUGGGUUAAAAAAGAAGGAAGAGAAGGAGGCAGAGGAAAAAGCGGCCAUGGAGCAAGCCUGCGAGGGAUCGCUGACACGCCCGAAGAAAGCGAUUCCGCGAGGCUGCGGAGAUGAUGAUGAGGAAGACGAAGAGAGCAUCCUUGACACCGUCCUCAAGUUUCUGCCUGGACCUCUACAGGACAUGUUCAAGAAGUAAAACUAAAAAACACAAAACAAAUCAAAUGAACCCUAAAAUCAGGGUCCGGUCAGGCAUGGGUGAGGCUGCGGGGCAGAGGGAGGAAGGGUUCUUUGGGUUAACUGAAAAGAGACUGAGGAAAUAAUUUGUUGGGGUUUGAGUGUAGAUUCGGGGCAUGUUGAGGUUCUUGGGAUCACAAUGAAUUUGGGGAAGGGGGGGGGGGGUGUCCUCGUCAAACUGUUAGAGGCUACACACUGCCUUUGUAGAGAACCUUUACUUUGCUUUUUCUACUCUUUGAUGACAGUGUCAUUCUUCCUCUUUUCUUUACCGCAGUAGUUGUAAAACUUUCACAUUUCUUACACCUGAGUUGUUUUGCACUUGUUCACGCCCAUUAAGAACAGACGGAGCAUGGCCAUCGUGGAGAACAGCAUUGGACGACAGUGGAUUCGUGUCUGCUUACUUUUGUGUUUAAAUGGCACUUCCAGCGCGUUUUCCAGUUGAUGGAGCAUGUUCUGUUUAAAUCAAUGGGUGUUUUCGACUUUUACAAACCUCGUGUAGACCUUUAUAGUACAAGAAAUCAACAUUUGAGUUUUUAGGACACGUGCCUUCAUAUCAUCUCCUCUAGCAAAGGAAUUGUAAAUGAGGGUUUCAUUUUGAGUCAACGCUGUUGGUAGCAUGUAGGCACUCGUUCAAAGAUACAAGACUGGACAAUUUUGGAAUAACGUAUUUGAUAUUAGGAUUUCUAGUGGGCAUAUAUGGUUGAUGAUGGUGCCAAUGUUCAAAGCAUCCAAACUUGUGGAAAUGCCAGAAUAAUUGCAAAAUAUUAAAAUAUGAUUUGUAAUUCCUUUUAAGAUCAAAAGCUUCCAAAAAAAAAAAACGGUCUGCGAAAAAUAGGAUAAAAAAAGAGAUCCCCUCUGCUUCCACCGCUAGUUUUACAAGAGCUUUUCUAAUCUGGUCAGCUGAUUAGACUGCCACUACGUUUUGACAGAAGAGAAACUUUACUGCUUAAACAUUUUAAAAACUCAUGUCAACGUGUGAAUUUUCAUUCAUCAUAAGCUAACAGACCAAGUUGUCAUCAUUUAGGUGGUGUGGGUGCCAUAGACAAUCAGAGCAUUGACCAAUGGGAUACUGAGGGUUGCUGGUACAUGCUUUCAUCUCCACUAGCAACGGGUUGAUUUGGUUACUAAGCACUUGAUUAACUUAUUGGUGUUUUUCACACUUUCAUUAACGUGCUGAAAUUGAAAUUGACUUCACAUCCCACCUGAGCUAACCUUUUCCUUCAUCUUUUAAUGUACAAAUCUACCUUGACUGUCACUCAUCGACAUCCAGACCAAAGAAAUGCUGGUAAGACCUUAUUUCUUUCGUCAUAAACAAAGACGUGCAUGUGUAACUUUUAUUUGCAAUCAUACGUGCCAGGCCUGCAGAAGACACACAGCAAGCUCGUUCAGCGCGUGCAUGCAUCCCAGGGACCGCCGCUAAGCUAAAACCGAUGCUCUGUUUCUUCCUCAAAGGUAUUCCAUAAUUAAUAGGUAAUGUUACCGUAGACUGAGCCUGGGAUAACUGGUCUGUGAGUUGUUGUGUCUCACUGCCUAAAGAGCCUACUAAUAUUCUGCAUCCUGCAUCAGUUAAUCCAACUAAUAUCAUAGUGAUUUGUCAUGUUAAAAUAGGUGUACUGUAGAUGAAAACAAAAUCUAUUUACUAUGUGGACAUUAAUCAAUAAAACAAAGCAUGUUGGUUAUUCUUAAAAGACCCAAUGACGUGUCAGUGGUUAGUGAUGGAACAAUGUACUGUCCGUACAUUGUUCCAGGAGUCUGUGACUUAGAACAACUUUAGGGAUUAUUAGGACCAUUGAUAAAGUUGGCAUAAACACCAUAAAACACCUUUUUCAUUUUUUUUAUUAUUAUUAUUUUUCUAGCUCAGAUAGGAAUUUUCACUAGACAAAGCCAUACUGUUUAGAUUGCAAUAAAAAUUAUAUAAAGAGAAUAUUUCAAGUUACAUGUCUCAUGUUUGUUUCCCGUAAAAAAAGAAAAGAAAAGAAGCGAAAAAAAGGGAUAAAUUUGUUUGUAAAUCCUUACCAUUCUUGUAUCUUUAAACAUGUAGACAAAGAAAAUGUAUUUAGAAAAAAAGCCAUUGUUCUGUCUCAGUGUGCAACACGUGUACUGUAAGUGUGUGUGUGUUUAUAUGUGUGCGUCUUUCUAUGUGUCUGUGAUGUGAGAUCAUAUUGUUGAUCCAUAUAGUCCUGGUUUAUACCGUGUAAGUGUGUCUUUGAGCUAUUUUUGUGCCAUGUCUAAAAAGAAGAAUACUUAACACAUUCCUUUCAGAUGUUGAGCAUGCAAUGUUUGGUAGAGAAUACACCAAAUUAACCCAAAUAUGAAAAAAUAAACAACUCCCCGUUUCUGUAGGAGUCUCCAGGCAACAGAAUCUGUGCAUUGUAUCCAGAGAGAUUGAACUGGAGAGUGUUGGAGAUUAUUAGCUGUCAGUAAAGAUGUGGUCAAAGAAAAACACACAAAAAAUAGAAACUGUAUUUUAUUUUAAGAAAAUGUACCACAGGGGCAUUGAAACAACAUUUAUGUAUAAAAUAGGAUUCUUUGAGUCUCCUAUUUAAAAACUGCUCUAAAACUAAACUUUCACAGCCCAUUACACAGCCAUGCCAUAACAUGUUUAAGUGGGAUGAAGUUCAGAGUUUAUUCCCAGCUGUUCAUCGGCUGGACAGCUUUCCUGCAAAUACACUGGAUUUGUCAGAUACGUGUGCGUGUUCUCUUCUUUGUCAGCCCGUAGAUGUAUAGAUGGUUGGUAGUGCAGUGGGCUUCAGUUAGGUGGCAUGAGGAACAUCAUCUUGAUAGUUUUGAUUAUUUACAUUAAAAAAUGAUUCCCACAUCACCCAAAGCCAGGCCAUGUGCACCUCUGCGAGAACAGAGUAAGCCCCCCACCAUAGCGGGUAGAAUUAUGGACAUGGCUUUGGUUACUGGCCCUUCAUGGAAACUACAGCCAUACAUCCUCUGUAUGUAAAAUAGUCUCUCAGCGGGACUCGUUUCGAGGCAUCACAGCAUGUGAAUUGCCUUUGAAAAGGGCUAUUGCCAUGUCAUCUUUACGUCAGGUAAGCGGUAACUCAUCUGUCGCACCUGUGCGUGUCCGUGCGUGAUGUGCAGCUGUUUGAACUCAUUCUGGUUGCAUGAUAUACACUUGUUUGUGGAGCUGUUCAGUUUAACAAAAUCCUUGGUUUCAUAGAUGAAAGUGUAAAAGCGAAGAGUUUUUUUUUCUUUAUUAUACACAGAAUAAUCCAGAUUUUUAUUUUUUUUUUACAGGGAAUACUUAAAAAGUUAUGGUAAAAUAGAAAUAAAUGUAGGUGAAUGAGAGCAAUGAAAAUUAUACAUGAAAGGUCUCAGAUGCUUUAAAAAGUCCAUCAAGUCCUGGCUGAUAUUUCUCUGAAACAUCUUAACUCAGAAAGAUGGAACUGUUUUUAUCGGAGACUGCGUCUGAAGACCUGGAUGAUCAAAUUCUGUUGUCAGGAGCCCAGAAACAUUAGAUAUACAUAAUAGGCUUGGAACUGCCAUUCAAAACCACAGUCCACCACCCCUACACCCCCGUGUUUGGUGAUUUCUCGUGACUAUUAGAAAAUGACAGCACAAAGAAUCCAUACCGACAGAGUCCAAAAGACAUGCCAUAGAUGUUUACAUCCUAAAUACAACUUUAUUAAGUGUAACGAAUGAUAGAGAUGGAGAGAAUAUCUUAGAAUUAACCUAAACUUUAUUGUUCAAUCAACUCCGAGGCUGGACUUUGUGAAAGAUGUCAUAACAUUUGUCUUGUUUGUAACAUUUUCACAUAAGCUUAUGCAUAUGAACUGCCCUGCUGAAUCCUGCCAGUGACUGUAGAAAUGAAAGUGAAUGUGUUGUACUUAAUACUUAGUCACCGAGUUUACUUGUGACUGGUGAACUCUCAUUAGCUGUAACUGUGAACAGAAAUACAUUCCUGACUUUUUUGGCAUUUGCACUAGGAUAAGUUGAAAUGUUAUACUGGCAACUGCUAUGGCAUCUACUUUCCAUGACAGUUUACUUUACCUGCCUGCCAGCCUUCUGAAUGCUACAUUAGAAGGGCUCUAGUGAUAUUCGCCAGGUUAUUGAUUAUGUGACCUUGUUCUGGUCACCACUCAUGCUGUCUUUACUGUCUGAGAAGCAGACUCCAUCUGGGGAGAGAAUGGCGUGAUGAUCACCAGAAACUGCUGAUAAGAAAAUUUGUAAGGAAGUGAAAAAAACCGUUUUUAAAAAAAUCUCCAAAAGUCUAAACGAGAGGGUCUUUAUUUUUAAUUCAGGUUGAAUAAUGACUCAUUUCAGGGGGCAGAGGUUAAGAAUGUAAAAUAUGAGUUCUUAUGUUGUUGUUUUUUUUCUUUAAUUGCAUGUCAUAUACUCUUAUGUGGAGCCCGAUCACUGUAAAACUGUCAUCUAUGGAACGGAAACAUCCUUUUUGGAAAUUUAAUGCAUAAGACUAAUAAAA